Drosophila ananassae is the source of this 787-nucleotide messenger RNA. It is a transcript of the gene Polr3G, whose product is annotated as DNA-directed RNA polymerase III subunit RPC7-like. The coding region runs from base 121 to 759 and encodes 212 amino acids. Gene Ontology annotation, biological process: transcription by RNA polymerase III. NCBI's taxonomy places the organism in Eukaryota, Metazoa, Arthropoda, Insecta, Diptera, Drosophilidae. The record is from RefSeq and is a predicted model, not a curated record. Gene Ontology annotation, cellular component: RNA polymerase III complex. The transcript is spliced from 3 exons.
GUGGCAACACCAAAGCACCAGCUGAUUGUUUUGAGUUAAAUAAACGUGCACGAAAGCCAAACAAUUUAUCUGCCGAAACAAACGAAUUUUUAUUCUUAAUUAAUUUAAAUAAUAGCCAAAAUGGCGGGACGUGGAAGAGGAGGAAAGACUGGCACCCUCACGGCCGAGCAAAUGGCCAUGUUGGGCUGUACAAAGGACCUACCAGUGCAAACAGCGCCACCUCCUACCUUUCCACCGGUUUUGAACAGGCCCACUACUUUGGAGACAACAGCCACCCAAAACUACCAGCUUUUAUGGAAAGAGGAUUUUCUUAACAGGAUGAAGGAUUCACCCUAUUAUAUAGUGUCUGCCAAUCAGGAUUCUCAAAGCCAAGAGCACAAAGACUGGCGAGAGAAAGCCAUUGAGCGUAUGAAACUAAAAACACAACCCGAAUUCGACUACAAGUCCAUGCCCCGCGAACUUAAUCUAUCUAGCCGCAAGCGUCGUACCGCCGAUGUCCGGCCGAAGUUGCUUGCAAAGAAAACAAAUAUAGAAGAUAGACUGAAAAUUCUGGAGCAGAAGGAACUGAAGACUGGCGGCGCCGAAGAAGACGAAGUCAAACAAGAAUCUGAUUCCGAGCAGGAAGAGGAGCAAGAUGAUCCUGAGGCGGCAAUGGACGAAGAGAUGGAUGAAGAGAACGACUACGGGAACACAUAUUUCGAUAAUGGAGAAGCCUACAACGAUGAUGACGACAAUCUGGACGAUGGUCCCGUGUACUGAGCCAAAAUACAAACAUUCUAUAAAAUAA